ACUAUCUGGUAACACCUCCAAGACCCAAAACUGGAUUUAUAUUGUUUUAGAAAAGUUUUUUGAGAGUCCUUCGCUUCAAAUAUUUCAAAAUGGACUGGUACGUGGGCACGGAAUGGGAAGACAAAAGUAGAGGUCUGGCUAAGAGGGUAAUUUCCCUCCAGUUUACUGAAAUGGAAAAGCCCACGACUAACAGUACGGUGGAAUUCAGUGUCAGCAAGAAGAGCGCCAAUUUAGGAGAACGACCUAGCAAGUACUUGGUCAGCGAUGAGUCAACGACGUAUCCGCAAAAGCACACCCUGGAAAUGGGAUCCAGCCUGACAGCAGUGGACUGCUACCUAGAGCUUCUGCUGCAGCAAUUUGUACCCGGCGAAACAUCAGCCUGCAGCAUCACGAGCAAGACAGGCGAACACAUAGAAUUUGAGCUUAAGCUGGAGAGGAUUGUGAAGAAUACGCAGGUGGAAAAGCUAGAUGCAGCCGGUAUCUUUGAGGUGGCACUGCGUCUCAAGGAGAGCGGCGUAGCUACCUUCAAAACUUUCCCAAAAUUUGCCUUUGAUUACUUUGCGAGGGCCGCAAAGUUGUUGAUCACCUACAAACCCUUCGACCAACUGACGAAGAAGGAGAAUGGAAUCAGUGGUCAGGAGGUCGAAACGCUCUUUAUCCAAAUACAGACCAAUUUGGCAGCUUGUUUGCUUCAGGAAAAGCGAUACGAGCAUGUGAUCUACCAUACCCAAUUCGUGGAGAUGGAGAAAAGUCCCAGCGAGAAGAGCAUCUACCGCCGGGCACUAGCAUACUAUCAUAUGAAGGAGUUCGCUAAGGCGCAGGCCACCAUCGAACGGUUGCCAAACUACGAGGAGAAGCGCGAAUUCAGCAAGUUACGCGACAACAUAGCAACAAGCUGGAAAGAUAGUAACGCCCAUUAUAAAGAAGUGGUACAACGCAUGUUUAGCUAGUUCCCAUUGAUAACAAUUCGAAGUCAGGCUAACCAACGGUCUUUAUAAAAUAGCUUAUGUUUAAUAUACUACUUUGAUUUCCUA
Molecule: messenger RNA, 1034 nt
Organism: Drosophila eugracilis
Lineage: Eukaryota; Metazoa; Arthropoda; Insecta; Diptera; Drosophilidae
Gene: Bdbt
Product: peptidyl-prolyl cis-trans isomerase CPR6
Exons: 1
Coding region: 90-950 (286 amino acids)
Molecular function (GO): protein binding
Source: RefSeq, a predicted model, not a curated record